UGUUUUGUGUAAUGGAAAGGGUGGAUGCAAAUUGACUCCUUAUCCUCUUUCUUUCCUUCCUUCCCACUAAACAACACCAAACCAAAAACAGAGGACACUACUUUCACAAUUUUGGACUACAACUCAUUUUCUUCGUUCACAGGAAUGGCUGAGGCCGUCAUGAGUUUCACAGUUGUCAAGCCAAACAUCCACAGUUCCCUCCAAGCAACAAAGUUAGACUCGAACCCAACAUUGAAACAACUUAGGCAGUGCUCAAGCAUUGGAUUGAAAAAUGGCUGGCAUCAGAUUGAAGGCAGCAAGAGUAGAAGAGGGUCCUUGAGCAAAGUGAAUGCUUUACCAGAUUGGCCACUAAUGGCAGUUAUGGUGGACCAUAUGGAAGGCCAAAGAGACAUCAUAUUACAAAAGUCUGUUUGGCACCUCAAUAAUGAUGAAAUAAAGAAUGUUUAUACAUUAUACAUAAUGUUCACAGUUUGGGGAUGCUGCUUCUUUGGUGCCACAAAAGAUCCAUACUAUGACUCAGAGCAGUACAGGAAAGAUGGAGGAGAUGGUACUGGGCAUUGGGUUUAUGAGAAGUUAUGAUAUUAGUGAAACUGUACGACAAUUAUACUGUAGCAAGAAGAUAUGGAAGAAUCUGCCAGAGCAGAGCUGUGGCGUGAGGAGCUGAUUGAAGAGAUAGAACAGAAGGUUGGAGGGCUGAGAGAAUUGGAAGAGGCUGGGAAGAAGGAAAAACUUGUUAAAUGAUUCUUUUACAUCCAUCUCUGCAUUUGUUUCCAUUGUACUCAAUUGAUAAUGAUGUAUAUACCUUGUACACCGUGAAGUUUCACUUGAUUUUAUAGGUGGAAAUGGUUUGAGACAAAUAUGGUUCUCUCAA
This is a messenger RNA of Rhododendron vialii, 871 nucleotides long. Its product is annotated as photosynthetic NDH subunit of subcomplex B 4, chloroplastic. Gene Ontology annotation, biological process: photosynthetic electron transport in photosystem I. Gene Ontology annotation, cellular component: chloroplast thylakoid membrane; NAD(P)H dehydrogenase complex (plastoquinone). Bases 25 to 579 code for a protein of 184 amino acids. The record is from RefSeq and is a predicted model, not a curated record. NCBI's taxonomy places the organism in Eukaryota, Viridiplantae, Streptophyta, Magnoliopsida, Ericales, Ericaceae. The transcript is spliced from 6 exons.